This is a messenger RNA of Penicillium concentricum, 1623 nucleotides long. Its product is annotated as sugar porter family MFS transporter. Gene Ontology annotation, cellular component: membrane. The record is from RefSeq and is a predicted model, not a curated record. NCBI's taxonomy places the organism in Eukaryota, Fungi, Ascomycota, Eurotiomycetes, Eurotiales, Aspergillaceae. Gene Ontology annotation, molecular function: carbohydrate:proton symporter activity. Gene Ontology annotation, biological process: carbohydrate transport; transmembrane transport. The transcript has 5 exons. Bases 1 to 1623 code for a protein of 540 amino acids.
AUGGCGGACAAGAAAGCAUCCCCAGAGACCGAACAUAUUGAAUCCGAAAUAAAACCGGAGCCGUCUACUCUCAUACCUCCUCCUGGAUCAGAAAGACAACCAUAUGGUGAACCUGGCCUCAAGGGUAUCCUCACGAACAAGCGUCGUCUCCAUAACUCUGACAAUGGAUCAAUUCCUCGAACGAUUUCCGGAAGUCGGCCCCAAUGCACCUGGCGCAGGAUUCCAAAAGGAAUCCUCACUGCCAUGAUCGAGCUAGGAGCCUUCCUUGGAGCAAUGAACCAGGGAUGGAUUGCCGAUAAAAUUUCCCGAAAGUGGUCUAUCAUGGUUGCAGUGAUUAUCUUCCUCUUUGGUUCCGCUUUGCAGACUGGCGCUAUGAGCUUUGAAAUGCUGGUAGGUGCCCGGUUUGUCGGAGGUAUUGGUGUCGGUAUGCUGGCUAUGGUGGCACCGCUUUAUAUUUCUGAGAUUGCGCCACCGGAGAUUCGUGGUACUUUGCUUGUUUUGCAAGAACUUGCUAUUGUUACUGCCAUCGUAAUUGCGUUCUAUAUCACCUAUGGUACACGAUACAUCCCUGGUGAAUGGGCGUGGCGCCUUCCUUUUCUCAUUCAGAUGAUUCCUGCCAUUUUUCUCGGCGUCGGGAUUCCCUUCCUACCAUAUUCACCUCGCUGGCUCGCUGGCCGAGGCCGGGAUGAAGAAGCACUCCAGGUCCUCUGCAAAUUGCGAGGUGUCGAUGCUACAGACGAGCGCGUGAUCCGAGAGUGGGUUGAGAUUCGGUCCGAGGUAGCCUAUUGCAACGAAGUGAGCAUUUUGAGACACCCAAAGUGCCAGGAUGGAAGUUAUGCCAGUCGUGCAAUGCUUCAUGUCUGGAGCUAUCUGGGUUGUUUCCGAAAAGGGUGUUGGAAGCGUACGCAUGUCGGUAUUGGAUUGAUGUUUUUCCAACAAUUUGGCGGCGUCAACGCUCUCAUCUACUACUCACCCAGUUUAUUCGAAGGAAUGGGUCUAGACUACGAGAUGCAACUCCACAUGUCCGGAGUCAUCAACAUCUGCCAGAUGUUAGCUUGCUUCUGGUCAUUAUGGGGAAUGGAUAAAUUCGGCCGGCGGCCUUUGCUCUUUGGUGGUGCUGGUUGCAUGGUUCUUGCGCAUUUUAUCAUCGCCGUUCUGAUGAGCCAAUACCAAUCCAACUGGCCUGCGCAUUCCACAGAGGGCUGGGUUUGUGUCGCGUUCUUGUGCUUCUUCAUGCUGACCUACGGAGCUACUUGGGGUCCUAUCCCUUGGGCUAUGCCGGCUGAGAUAUUCCCUUCCUCGCUACGUGCUAAGGGUAUGGCGUACUCCACAAUGUCGAACUGGCUUAACAAUUUCAUCAUUGGGCUUAUUACUCCGCCGCUUGUGCAAAACACUGGGUAUGGUACUUAUGUGUUCUUUUGUGUGUUUUGUGCUCUGUCGUUUGUUUGGACGUGGUUGUUUGUUCCGGAGACUAAUGGAAAAACUUUGGAGGAAAUGGACUCUGUCUUUAAGGAUAAUAGCUCGAGUGAGGAGAUAGAACAGCGCGCGAGGAUUGAGGCUACCAUCUGGGCCCAUGCUGCGGGGCGAUCUCAUGGGCUCGAAGGCACUCAUCAAAUCACUUAG